This is a messenger RNA of Cotesia congregata, 1761 nucleotides long. Lineage: Eukaryota; Metazoa; Arthropoda; Insecta; Hymenoptera; Braconidae. The record is from the annotation of a GenBank genome assembly.
AUGUUUAUGUUUAUACAUAGAUUUUACCUUCACCUAGACCUCUCAUUUCUCCCAUAUAUAAACAAGAGGGGAUCCGGAUAUAAAGGCUGUCCCCUCGAUAGUAUAACUAUCACUACCGACACCAACACUCUUAAUCACUUACUAGCCACUGGAGUGAAUUUUCCGUCGCUGAUACAAAUAAAAGUCACCCCUCAACAGACAAUGCGACUGAUAUUGAUAACGAUAUUGGCGUUAGUGUCAUCUGGAUUUUCGCGAGACUUUCGCAACGAAAGACGACUACGCAAGUAUGGACCUCUACCUCUUAAGGACAAAAGAGGCUCAGAAUUCGGUCACCCAGGACAUUCUUACUUCAUGCCGAGUCACCCCAAUGGACCCUACUCUGGAGGAAAUUCUAAAGGCUACGAAGCUUUAGGAGGUUACGGACCUCCGUCCGGUUCAAAAGGCUACGAAAGUUAUCUCAUGUCGCCCUCCAAAGGUUACGAAAGUUCGGGACAUUCCUCUUCAAAAGGAUACGAGGGUUUGGGGAGCUACAGCAGUCCAACACCUUCCAAAGGAUACGAGAAUUUGGGGAGUUACAGCAGUUCAACACCUUCGAAAGGUUACGAGAGUGCCAAACAAGGAAGCGGAGAAGCCGGAUAUUCUCACGGAAGCUCAGGACAGGGUGGAUUGAACCUCGCGGCGUUAACUCUCGGGCAAUCUUACGUACCAGCUAUAUCAGCUGGCAAAGGUGGACCAGUUACUUUUGAAUCGCAAGGCCAAGCUUACAUGAGCCAACUGUAUUCUUCUCCUGCUCAAGCUCUGUCUUCCAUCAACCUCCAAGGUCUCCACGGAUUCACCAACUCUCAAGGUGUCGGCAUUCCAGUGAUAAGUUUCGGAUCUGGGUACUCUGUACCCGCUGCUGUCUCUACCCAGAGCUACACUGUUCCAGCUUCUGGCCACAGGCUGGUCAUUUCAGCUGGCCAUGGACCUUCUCACGCUCAAAGCGCCCAGUCUUCUCCAACACCAGCUUCAAGUUACGAAACUUCUUCUUACCAAGUGCAAAGCGAGUCAGGCCCCAGUUACCACGUUCCAUCUUCCUCUUCUUCUUCUUCUUCUUCUUCUUCUUCUUCUUCUUCUAGUUCUAGUUCUGGCUACCAAGUUCAAGCUCCGUCGACCAGUCCUAGUUAUCACCAACCACAACAGGGACAAAGUUAUCAGGUUUCAAUAAGCCCAAGCUAUCAAAUUGCCUCGAGUCCCAGCAGUUAUCAAUCCAGCGGAAUGCCCUCCAAUUCCAACUAUCACUCUGGAUCUUCAACUUCUUAUCAGGCUGCUCCUUCCAGCGGGUCUUCCGGAGAAUCUAACUACCAAUCAUCGUCCUCUUCGUAUUCUGAGCCAAGUUAUCACUCGGAAAAUAGUUACUCGAACCCCUCUUACUCUGUUCCAAGCACUAAUUACGGAACGCCUUACGCUACUGCCCAGAAAAUAAUUUACUCACCCCCUUCUCAGUACACUGGGCAGUCUUCUUAUCCUCCUACCAGUUAUUCGAAUUCUGCAGUUUCUUACGGGCCCGCUGAUAGCUCUCAGAGUUCUUAUUCGUCCUCAGAAUCGUACUCGGCUCCUCAGUCCCAGUUGCAAACGUAUUCAGAACACCAAGGUGCUUACUCAAACCCUAACCCAAUGUACUUGAGCUACGCAUACAAACCAGGAAUGUACAGAAAUAUAAAGGCUGAUCCAAAAUAUGACACUAUCUCAUAUUCAGAUUCAGACCAGCCGAUGGAAUAA